This is a messenger RNA of Cololabis saira (Pacific saury), 1787 nucleotides long. It is a transcript of the gene tm4sf1, whose product is annotated as transmembrane 4 L six family member 18. Gene Ontology annotation, cellular component: membrane. Lineage: Eukaryota; Metazoa; Chordata; Actinopteri; Beloniformes; Belonidae. The transcript has 4 exons. The record is from RefSeq and is a predicted model, not a curated record. Bases 78 to 668 code for a protein of 196 amino acids.
UUCCCUUGCCCUUCCCUCCUUAGCUCAUUCUAACUGUGUCUUCUCCCCGUGCUCGUGGUCCUGUUUUUGCCUGAACAAUGUGCUGCUCAGUGGGUUUUGCCCGCUCCCUGGGCCUGGCUCUGUUGCCACUGGCCCUCUGCUGCAUCGUGGCCAACCUGCUGCUGCUGUUUCCGAUGGGAGAAGUCACCUACAUCCAGCAGGACCGCCUGGCCAGCUACACCUGGUACUUUGGUGGACUAGGAGGUGGAGGGCUGCUGAUGCUGAUUCCAGCUGUGGUCUUCAUAACUCUGGGGAAAUGCAGCUGUUGUUGGAAUGAGAGCUUAAUGAUGUGUGGCUCGGUGUUUGCAGCUGUCAUUGGCCUCGUGGGCUCCACUUACUGCUUCAUCAUAUCAGGGUUUGCAUUAUUGCAAGGCCCCCACUGCUUCACCUCCUUCGGAUGGACUUAUCCCUUUGCAGACAACCGUGGCAGGUAUCUGCUGCAACCAGAGACUUGGUCACGGUGCCUUCAGCCAGUAAACAUCGUGGAGUGGAACAUCACGCUGUUGUGUGUUUUACUGGGCCUCGCCGUGCUGGAGUUCAUCAUCUGCCUCUUACAGCUGGGAAACGGCUUAGUCAACGCCAUCUGCCGACCCUGCUGCUAUAAGCAGGAAUACAGUCUCAAUGCUUAGAGAGGCACGCAUGAAUGUAGAUCCCACCGGCGCGUGCACAGCGUUCAUAUAAGGAAAACAAUCCCACAGACACCAACCUUACAACAAAGGACAGAUGCACAUGCAGAGGUCUGCAACGCAGACUCAUUACACCAGCACACGCAUGCCUGAAAGUAUAGCACAGCCUUGUUUAGAGAAACACAAAUGCACAAUAAUGAACAUGAAACAAGUGUUAUCCGCGUAAUCAGUGUUUUCAAAUUUCUCGUUUGAAGAGUUUCAGUCAGCAUGCAGUCAAUGACAGCCAUAAAGACACAUGUCCGCAAUACCGUAGCUAUAUGUGUCCUUUGCAUUUCAUUUUUACACAGAAAAAUCAUAGUAAUGUACUCGGUAGUCAAAGGAGUUUCAACUGGAAUGUUUCCAGAUGAUGAGAGAGAAAUGCCUCAUUGUUGAUUAUUCAUGAUAAUGAUUACAAGUUUACUGGAGGGUAAACUUCAAAGUGACUGUGAGUUCUCACAAGACAUUUUACUAGACAUAGUCCAUAGGGCAGACCACUUUUUUUUUUCUUUUUUUUUACCUUUACUACAAACUGUAUACUUUCUAUACCCUCAACCCAACAACUACUGAACCAUAAUUACUGUGUGACUUUGGAUGACUGAUGAGGGUGAAAGGAAUCGCUGAAAUAUGUCAAGUAUUUAAAAAAAAAAGAAAUAUUCUUGUCCGAAAGAAAGAAUCAGCAAAUUAAACCAUAGUUACCGGUUGAGCAGAUACACUUUGGCAGCAGAAGAGAAGCGGUAUGGAUUACCAGUACACUUUUAAGGGUGUCCCGUUUUUGUUGUCAGUUUUUAGACAUUGUGGGAAUUUCUUUUGGCUUAGAGAUGUUCUUGUGAGAGGUGAUGCACAUUGCCAUAAUUUUACUUCCUCAAUGUGCCGCUGAGCGCGCUGACUUUUAAGUUUUUGAUUGUGCUUGUAAAAUAGUUUUAACUUUCAGUACAUUUUGUUGUAAAAUGUUUUAUUGACGUCGUUCUAAUGCUAUUUCAGCAUUUACAGGCAUUUUAUAUAUAUAUAAAUAUAUUAGUGACAAUAUUUUUAUAAUGUAUGGUUUAUUUGGUUUACUUUGAAUAAAAGAAUGGUUUCCAUUUA